AGCUGCAGUAUUACAGUGCCCCAAGGCAAUGCUCCUAGUCAAUAUCUUCUACACACUCGCUUUCGCGCUCCCAUUUGAGCUGGAUAUGCGCUGUCUGCUUGUACCGCUAUACGCAGAGAAUUGACAUACAGACACACCACGGACACACACCAGGACCUUCUCCUUAGUGGAAGUUGACAGAAGACAUUGGAUCAUCACUCAGUCUUCACUGCAAGCCACCAUCUUAGUUCCUACCCACCUGGAUCCCAGGUUAAAGAAUCUUUAAAGUCAUGUAAAUAAAGGCUAAAGAAGUGUACUACAUCUAGCCCGAGAAAGAACGAGAGCCUGCAUCCCUACAGCCUCAUCUCUCCAAGACUUUUACACACCUUCUCCUCAGAAUAACCUACAUUGUGAGGACAGAAUUAUUCCCCAUCAUGUCCAAGGAGGACCACACGUGCAAGCACAAGGAACGCAAGCCCAAGAAGCCCCACUACAUCCCACGGCCAUGGGGCAAACCUUACAACUAUAAGUGCUUCCAGUGCCCCUUCACCUGCAUGGAGAAGUCCCAUCUGUACAACCACAUGAAGUACAGCCUCUGUAAGAACUCCCUGUCUCUGUUAAUCGAGUCCGACUGGCCAUACAAGAAGGGCAACCUUCUGCACCUGGACCAGCUCCGGCCCCUCCAGCAAGCCCACUCUCUCCGGACCACAGCUGGGAAAGAGGAGCCCGAGCCAGCUACAGGGAAUGAGGAGAGGCCCCGGCAGCAACAAGACAUGGAGGAGGAAGGGGAGAGCCCGGGAGGAGAGGAGGAGGAGGAGGAGGAGGAGAGCGGACAAGGGGCUGAAGUCACUGAGAUGACCAGAGAGUGCUCCAACAGGGACUCAGAUGGCACAGCCAAGAGAACCAGUAACCAUCCUGAGCCGGAGCUGCUGAUGACUGAUGUGUUCUCCCUGGAGGAUCAGCUCUUGAGAGCACACUCGGUGGAGAACCAGCUAAAGCACUACAAGCUGUCCAAGACGUUCCUGACUGCGCCUGACCUGCUGUCGGAGCAGUGGCGCCUGCUUGCCACCAGCCACACCAUGGCCGAGGGCACCCAGCCCAGAGUGAGCGACUCCAUCCCAUGCUACCCGCCUCCACCCGGCCUGGUGGACUACCAGGACCCCACAGAACUCAACCUGUCUAUCCUUGGGGUGGGAUACCCCCUGAGCCCCAGCCUCUUCUCCUAUAUGAAUUCAAUGAAUGCAAUCCCCACUGCUGACACCAAUAUAACCGUACCGACUCAAGCGCAGCUAGCCCAGCUCCCCUUCCUGGCAUCAGCCGCUCAGCUCUUGCACCCGGCAUCCGGUGUGCACCACCCCAUCAACCGGACCCUCCUGCCGUCCCGCUUCUACUACCCAUUCCUCUGCGAGCAUGCCUUUGGAGCAGCCUCCACUAAGAGCGACGUCAACAAGGUUCUCAAAACCUCUGCGAAUGGCCUGGAGCCCAAUCCCAGUUGCCAGCCCAAAGUCAACUUGUGGAAGGUGCCUGCUCUGAGGCCAGGUACCACCACCACCUCAUCCCCUACAGCAUCACCAGACCCUUCCUACAGGACAGGGGACAAGCUCCAGGCUGCAGCCAAGGAGGGGAAACCAGGAUGGGGCCUCAAGAGAACAGGAGCCCUCUUGGGGACCGACGAGUCCCCUGCAGAGAAGAGGCCAGCCCUCGGGUUCACCCUGGAUCUACUCAAGAACAUUCAGAAUACCAUACCCUUCUCCAUGGCAACAGAAAAGCUCUUCCUCCACAGCAGUUUUACAAAUGCUCAGUCUCAGUCACGGCCAUCGGAGCAGUGCUGCACAAAUAACCCCGUGAGCCGAGUCAGUGAAUCGCCCUCUCUUCCGAAUUGUAGAAGAACCAGCAGCCAGGACUCUACCAUCGGUCAAGGGACGGGCGAGGCAUCCUCAAAAUCAGAAUCAGCUGCUGCCCUCCUCAGCAACCUUUCCAACGCUCUACAGGAGUACCAGGAUGCCGAAUGCAAGAUCUCCCACCUGGAGAAAGAGGACCUCAUCGCUCAGGGACACCUAUGGGAACACCUGAACAAGAUCCGCAGCGAGCUCUCCCACAUUCACCAUGCACUGGAGAGGAAAGCCCGUCAGACGGAAGGACCCCUGGAUCUCUCCAUCAAGAAGGAACAACCCGUGGUGACUGAGGUGGUCGCGGCCGGUUACCAGGGCCUCAUGGGAGCCUCACUUAAAGACGACAUCACCACGGAGACUGAGGAAGACGAUGAGGAGGCAGAGGAGGAGGAAGCGGAGGAGGAGGAAGAUGAGAAUGAGAUGAGGAAGGAAGCGAUGAAGGCUUCAUUAGAGCGUCGAAAGCAAUCGCUGGACGUGCUGAUCAAGAUGAGUCAGGCUGGGGUGCAGGUGGUGAAGACGGAGGUCCUGUCAACAGGGGGGUUGGGGUUGAGGCCAAGCCAGGCGGAGGGUCUCUGGCCAGGCAGGACCACCAAGUGUGAGGCUGACUCCAGCGUGCUACUUUGCACUGAUGGACUUCCCCUCGCAGUCUUCAAUGACUUCCCCCCCUCCUCCAACAAAAACUCCAAGAAGCCCCUGUCCAUUCAGUGACUAGGGGUGCCACAAUGUCCGCCAAGCCCCCUGACAGCAACAGACUCCUAAACCUCUCCUGAGAAGCUAAAUUUCCCAGCUUGCAUUGCUCCUGAAAGCCCUCCUGAAGACAACACACUUUUGUUCAUGCACUCCCUAUGACUCUCUGUCCAGGCAAGAACUCUCACCACUAAUAUCCUCUCAAAACACCACCGCCAUCUCCCCCAAAAGAUAACAAAGCUUAGCACCUUAAAUAAAAGUGGGGGAAUGAAGAAGUGAUGUGGAUUGUUGAUACAGGAUUAUUUGGGAAAACAAUUCAAAUGGGCAGUAGUGAUGCUUGAAAUGUUGUUGUAGGACAAAAAAUAAACUUGCACUUAUAGAGCGACAUUGAACACAUGUAAAUGAAAAUAUGUUUUAUGAUCUAAGGUAUGAAUCCUCUUACAAUUCUGUCCCAAGUUGAGAGACAAUCAUUUGAACUGAUUUGUACAUAUUGUAAUGAAUUUGAUUGAUGUAGUUAAAAUUAAUUAAGAAGUAAAUGUUUUAUAUGAAUGAUGUCUUGUUGGAUUGUCUUGUGUGUCUGAUUAAACCAUUCCACCGUACAUGUCCACAGUACACAUCUGUAACAAAUGCACUUCCAUUUAUUUGAAUAAAGAAAGA
Oncorhynchus mykiss (rainbow trout) is the source of this 3215-nucleotide messenger RNA. The record is from RefSeq and is a predicted model, not a curated record. NCBI's taxonomy places the organism in Eukaryota, Metazoa, Chordata, Actinopteri, Salmoniformes, Salmonidae.